Molecule: messenger RNA, 1408 nt
Organism: Ananas comosus (pineapple)
Lineage: Eukaryota; Viridiplantae; Streptophyta; Magnoliopsida; Poales; Bromeliaceae
Exons: 2
Coding region: 335-1201 (288 amino acids)
Source: RefSeq, a predicted model, not a curated record
CUCCCUUCCCCCGCCUCUCUUCUCUCUCUCUCUCUCUCUCUCUCUCUCUCGCUCUCUCGUUCUCGAAACCCUAGAAACACCUGGGAAAGAAGCCUCUGAUCAGAUCGAUAGGCAUCGGAAUCGGAAUCGGAAUCGGAAUCGGAAGGUGUGAUUGACUGAUCCUUGGCGAGAUCUAAGAGCCUUGUUGUCGAUAGUUUCGAUUUAAUCCUCGGCGAUUCCGAGUUUCUCCGGUGCUUGAUCUCGGUAGAUUGGCUGAUUGAUUUGUGUCGCUUUGGGUUCGAUUUUGUGAGCCUAGAUUUAGGGCGUUUGGGAGGAAGAGUUUGGGGUAAGGGCGAUGGAGAGCGCUCGGGAUGCUCGCCGGCGUCGGAUCUUGGAGCGGGGAUCCAACCGCCUCGCGUUCAUCACCGGCGAAUCCCCAUCCCUGCCGCCCAAGCCAGAAGACGAAGUAGAACGCGGUCCCAAAACCACCACCGUUGCUUCGCUUAGUGAGAACGGUACUCCUGUAAUUGAGGCUGCCGAGCAAUGGAAAAAUAAGGAAGAUGAAGCAUAUCAAGGGGUUGUUGAUACUGGAGAUAUCUCUGAGAAAUCCGAGCAAACGGAUCAAACCCCUGAACCUCAUUUAAAUGAUGAAAUCAUGAAACAUGGGAUAAAAAAUGAUGCUCCCACACUUGACGCUACUACCAGCUCUUCACUCAACAGGCUGAACAUCAUCAAUGACAAAGAAGUGCGUACCUCUUCAAUGGCUCACAGCCAACCUGAUCGACGACUUCCUGGAACAGCUCUUACUCCUUCAGUCGCCCAUUCAAAGAAUCACUCCAUUUUCACAUGGAGUAGAAUAAGCCAUUCCAUUUCAGCUUCUGAAAACAUCCGUUUGCUUUUGGCCGUCGCCAUAGCCUUUUUGGUGAUCCUGUCAAACCAUCAGUAUAAUAUCAGCGGUGGACUUUUUAGAGGUAUGAUAUGUUCUAGGCCGCUUUUACUCGUCUUACUCACUGAUGCGUCCAUUGUUCUCGGUCGGUUGAUGGUAAUUAAAAGUAAUGAUCAAAAGGAGGAGAAAACGAGGGCUAGAAACAAUGAUAACGGUUCGGCAGACAGCAUCGGAAGAACCUUGGAGGUUGGGUUGGUUUUCCAAAAGGCCAUGAGAUCCUUCUUUAUGGAUUGCAUCAUAUGUGCUGUUAUAAUGAUCUGUGGUCUUAGAGUUUAAGCUCUCUAUCCUUAUCCUUUUGCCCUUUUCUCUUUUGUAAAUUUUGCGAGGUCUUCAUCGUGAAGGUCGUUAACUUUUUCGCCUACAUUUUUUUGCUAUCUUAACUAGAAAGAGACGCAGAGUUGUUGUUUUAUCAUCUCCUUACACGGUUUUGCUAACAUUUCCCUUGCAUGAUAUGUGCUUUACUAGUUGAGAAAUUGUAGUAGU